Molecule: messenger RNA, 3405 nt
Organism: Aspergillus eucalypticola CBS 122712
Lineage: Eukaryota; Fungi; Ascomycota; Eurotiomycetes; Eurotiales; Aspergillaceae
Product: phosphatases II
Exons: 7
Coding region: 175-3405 (1076 amino acids)
Biological process (GO): protein dephosphorylation
Molecular function (GO): protein tyrosine phosphatase activity
Source: RefSeq, a predicted model, not a curated record
GCCCUUUCGGGUUUAGCGCUUUGAUGUAAGUAGACGCCCAAUUGGAAGGUGCUCCCCGACUCUCAUAUAUUAGCAGAUGACCCCCCCGCAUAGUUUGAUGUUAUUCCUCUCAAAAUCCGGCCCAAUAUACCAAACGGCCUCAUUGUUAUCAGAACAUUGAAUCACUCAGUCAAAAUGGCUGUUGCAUCCAGAGCUGCUGAAUGUGCCCAACUAUUUGACAGAUUUGCGAGCGCACUGGAUGGGACCGAGCCGGACAUAGAAAACGAAAUAUUCCGGUUCAACUCGUGGGCGGCAAAUAAUUUCAUACUGGCCCCUGGCCGAGCUUCGAUGGACUGGAGAUUGCGCAACGCCCCAUUGCUGCAAUCGACGAUGGUCGAUUUGCUAGAUGAUUUAAAAGUUGACCUUAUCAAGCAGUCUACACUUCCAUUAAAUUCCACCAUGCCUACUGGGCUGCUAUAUGAAGCUUCCCUCCAAGCUAUCAGUGAGACGCUGGAUGGCCUUUUCCGCUUGUCUCGCGCCAUCCGUCGCUCGGGGAUUCAUCGCAGAUACGUCAAAGUUGGGAACUAUGCUGAGUUUGAUGAGAAUGGAGUAAAUCUGACAGAAGCAUUCAAGGACGGUGCAAAAAGGCUCAUAGAGUUCCGCAUGAAGGGUUCCAAAGCGAUUGAUGGCCUGCGGGAACGCAUUUUCAGUACCGUUUGUUUGCGCCAGCAAUACUUUUCCUACCUGAAAGCCAAGAAGGCUACAAACGCUCUAAUUGCGGGGACUGACCAGAGCCAUCAAUUCACUCCAAGGCCAGCGCUCAGGGCCAGCGCCAGCAUUACAGGUUCCCUCACGUCGAAGGCACAAGGAGCUGUGACACAAAACCCAUCACGUAUGCGAAGGGUAGGCCCGUCUACUAUGACAGCGACAACAGCUCAACCCGAUCGAAUUUCAAAAGCUUACUCUGAAAAGUCGGCCAAUGAAAGGACAUCCUAUGAUGUGGAUUGUAGCGGUGCGGAUAUCCCUCCACCACCAAAGGUGUCUGGCAACCACAAGGAGUCGGAGUGUCCAUACUGCUUCUUGGCUUGUUCUACAGAAGAGCUGAGCGGAAGAAGUUGGAAGCGCCACUUUAUUCAAGACCUCAUGCCGUAUGUUUGUGUCCUGGAGUCUUGUCCCACCCCAAACUCCCUUUUUGAGUCGGGCAAGGAUUGGCUGAGUCACAUGAAGAAUCAGCACCCUGCCAGUGGUUGGACCUGUGUCGAUAGCACACACAAUACGACAUUCUUCUUCCAGUUAGAAUCUGGCUUCAGGGAACAUUUGCAUCAACAUCAUGAAGGCCAAUUCGAUGACGAUGACAUCGACGACAUCGCGGCCGCAUGCUAUCAAAAAUCACCCGACGAUAUCAUCAUACGAGAAUGUCCUUUCUGUCCUACAGUGCAGAAACUAGAGCUAAAGCCGAAGGAUAUGAUAGAUCAUGUCGCGAACCACCUGAUUUCGCUGGCACAAAUCUCUCUUGCAGGACAUGUAGAUGGCGGGCGGUCGCAAUCAGCAUGGUCCGGAUCAAGAAGGGAUUCAAAUUCGCUUCCAACCAGUAUAGGAUCUCUUCCGGAACGAUUGCACUCGGAAUUUACAGAUGACGAUGAAAAUGAAUAUCUCACCUCCAUAUCGGGUGAGGUGAUUCCAGAUGCAGCUGAGGAGCUGAUUUAUGCGGUGUGGCAGAAUGUUCAAAAGCCACAGUACGAUCCCUCACUGGAUUUGACAAUUCGCCACUUCAUCGCUCAAUCUGAACUGAAAGCGAAGGGGAUCACAGAAUUUGCAGUUGGGGGUAGUGAUGAUCUGGAUACGUCGCAGAGCUUCAAAAAGGGACAGGCUACAGCACCCGAGCUGAACAGAAGCAGCGAAGACAGCCUAGAGAUUGUUGAGAUGUUUGGCGAGGAGGGAAACUUCAGAUUGGAUGAUCAGAAUACAGAUGAUUUACCACCGUUCCUGUGCCAAUCAGACUCGGAGAUUCAGAACAAGUUUGAGGAAAUCGCAUGGCAAGAAAGGACGCGUCUGCAUGAAGGCAUACUUGCCAACGAUCCUGCGCAUCCCUAUGCCCUUGAAAAUGGUCCCGAAGUCAGGGCCCGCAAUCGUUAUGUCAAUGUCCAGGCAUGGGCGAACUGCCGGAUUCAUCUGCGGGUGCCCGAGGGCGAAUGUGAUUUUAUCAACGCCUCACCGAUCAUACUCAAGGACUCAGUUACGCAAGAGGAGAGAACGUAUAUUGCGACGCAGCAUUUGUCUGCCUCUUACACCAAUGCUGACAAUAACCGUCGUCUCAAUCGGCAGGGCCCUGUAUUCGGGUAUCUCUCGCACUUUUGGCAAAUGGUUUUCCAUGAAAGCAAAGAUGUCGCCGUCAUUGUCAUGUUGACGCAGACCUUUGAGGAUGGUCGGGAAAAAUGUGCACAGUACUUUCCUCCGCACCUGGAGCAGGCUUCGAUGAUCCUGGUUGAGGAGCCUAUCAAAGAGCCAUUCUCAGAGGGGACGGCUGAAACAAAACAGUCUCAAGAGGCCAACCCCGCUGAUCCCGCUGCUGUCGACCAGGCCAAUAACGAAGAGACUGCCCCCGAAAAAGUAUUUGAAACCACUACUGACAUGGCUGGGAGUUCCGCGGCCGAGAAAACCGAGACAGCUGAGGUUAUAGAAACUUCUGGACCCACCAUUGUUGGCCACCCUGUUGCUGAGGUGAUUGCCAACGAGGAAUCGCCUAAGGAGUCGAAUAGGUCUUUUGCUGCUCAGGAGAUAGAUACACCCGUGAUCGACCCAAACAAUCAGGAGGAACGCCUCAAAACAAUUGGCAAGGUUACCUUAUUAGAGUUAACGUAUGAUGUCAAGUCUCGCUCGGAGAUUCGCAAGCUCGAGCUGACAAUCGGCUCGGAGACGAAAACCGUGUGGCAUUAUCUCUUUGUAGGCUGGGCAGAUUAUUCAAAGCCCGAAGGCGACGAUCGCGAGGCUCUCCUUGAACUGAUCAGAUCAUCAACUUCCAAAUCGGGGCCUCAUAAUCCACGUGUGGUCCACUGCAGUGCAGGAGUCGGCCGCACAGGGACUUUCAUCGCCCUUGAUCAUCUCCUCCAAGAGCUUGAAUCGGGCCAGCUGCUGCAGCUAGCCGAUCCCGAAGCCGACCCUGUCUUUGACACGGUUAACCAGAUGCGCGAGCAACGCAUGAUGAUGGUUUAUAACGAGAUGCAAUUUCAGUUCAUCUAUGAUGUGCUCCGAGAGCAAACGGAUACUAAAUUGGGUAAGGUCGGAAGCGUUCUACCGGGUAGGGAAAAGGAGCGAGCGGGCCCCCGCAGGCGCCAGACGUCGGAAACGAGGCUUACGCCGAAGCUUAAAACGAACCCAAGAACAUUGGGAAAGAACGUGAGGAUAGAGGAAAAGAGAGUCCCAUAG